Messenger RNA from Carassius gibelio (silver crucian carp), 3934 nucleotides. RefSeq names its product arf-GAP with SH3 domain, ANK repeat and PH domain-containing protein 2. Gene Ontology annotation, biological process: positive regulation of GTPase activity. The coding region runs from base 226 to 3249 and encodes 1007 amino acids. NCBI's taxonomy places the organism in Eukaryota, Metazoa, Chordata, Actinopteri, Cypriniformes, Cyprinidae. The transcript has 28 exons. Gene Ontology annotation, molecular function: GTPase activator activity; protein binding. The record is from RefSeq and is a predicted model, not a curated record. Gene Ontology annotation, cellular component: cytoplasm.
GUCAGCGCUAGACUGACACUAAAACCGACCAGUUUCCUCUUUAUGCGCUCUCGCCACUAUAGCCAAAUACAACACUGCUGGACUUUACUUUCCUGUUGUCUUAACUUUUCAGAACUGCUUGACAUUUUCCUAGCUACUUCCUCUCACCAACAGUGUGAACCUUUUUGAUGGGCUUGCUGUGAAACAUUUCUUUUAUCAUUUGCAUUUUCUUAAUUUUCCUCCAAAAUGCCCGAGUUCAUAUCGGUGGACGAGUUUAUCGCGGAGACUUUGGAGGACUACAGCUCUCCCACCACCUCUUCCUUCUACACCAAAAUGACAAGUUGCCGAAAUUCCGCCUACAAUAUCGAGGAGGCCUUGGACUCUGACCGUGCAAUCUUGCAGAAAAUGAAGAAAGCAGCCAAAGCAAAGCACAUAUCUGGGCAAGACCACAUUUCACAUUUGGAGUCAUACAUCAAUUCCAUGGAGAAGUUGGCUGUGAAUUUCUGCAACAACGGAGAACAGGAAGUAGCCUCUGCAUAUAAUAAGUUUGCAGAAUUCUCCAAAGAACUGCUGAUGCCAAUGAAGAACUUGUUUAAGAGCAUGUUGCACAACGUGAACUUCUUCCUGGACUCACUGGUAAAAGGGGAUCUGAAAGAGGUCAAAGGUGACCUGAAAAAGCCUUUUGACAAGGCGUGGAGAGAUUAUGAGAAUAAGUUCACUAAAAUCGAAAAGGAGAAGAGGGAACUGGCGAAGCAGUAUGGUAUGGUGCGCACAGAGGUGAGCGGAGGAGAGAUUGCAGAAGAGAUGGAGAAAGAGCGCAGGAUGUUCCAGCUACAGAUGUGUGAAUACCUUAUUAAAGUAAAUGAAAUUAAGACCAAGAAAGGAGUAGACCUGCUACAGAACCUCAUCAAACACUACCACUCCCAAUGCAAUUUCUUUCAGGAGUGUUUGGCUGCGACGGACAAGCUGAAGCAGUACAUCGAGGUCCUGACGGGACAGCUGAGUGCUAUCAAACAUAAGCAGGAUGAUGAGAAGAGACAGCUCUGUUCUCUCAGAGAUCAGCUCAGACCUGCUCUGCAGCCCGAAUUCAAAGAGGAUUCUCUAAGCAGACAGACUGUGUACAGCAUGCAUCAGCUUCAAGGCAACAAGCAAUAUGGCACAGAGAAAUCAGGCUACCUCUACAAGAGGAGUGAUGGGUUGAGGAAGAUGUGGCAGAAGAGGAAAUGUACCGUGCAGAACUGCUAUCUUACCAUCGCUCACGGAACUCCUAAUAAAUCGCCAACUAAACUGAAUCUCCUCACCUGCCAAAUUAAACCAAGUCUAGAAGACAAGAAAUGCUUUGACCUCAUCUCACAUAAUCGCACGUACCAUUUCCUGGCCGAUGAUGAGUCUGAUUGUGUGGCGUGGAUAUCAGUGCUAACAAACAGUAAGCAGGAGGCUCUGAAUGUGGCUCUGGAUGAGAAGAGGCCAAGUGGAGAGAACAGCGUUGAGGAUCUGACACGAGCCAUCACUGAGGAUAUCCGCCGCAUGCCUGGAAACAAUGUUUGCUGCGACUGUGGGGCUCCAGAUGCGUCUUGGAUCUCUAUAAACCUGGGAAUCCUGACGUGCAUUGAGUGCUCAGGGAUCCAUCGGGAAAUGGGUGUACAUUAUUCACGUAUUCAGUCGCUUUCUCUUGACAAACUAGGCACUUCAGAAUUGCUGCUGGCAAGAAACAUGGGGAAUUCGGGUUUUAAUGAAAUCGUGGAGGCCAAUCUUCCUAGUCCGUCUGUGAAGCCGUCAGCAGACAGUGACAUGGCCAUACGUAAGGACUUCAUUCUCUCAAAGUAUAUGGAAUGGCAGUUUGCACAAAAUACUGGCAGCUCACCAGAAACAAAACGCAAAUAUCUGCAGGACGCUGUGCGCAGUCGGGACGUUUUUAGCCUUUUGCAGCUCUACACUGAGAGAACAGACUUCAGCCUGCCACUGCCAUGCCCCCUACAGGAAAAGGGGGAAACUGCACUACACCUAGCCGUCCUGUUGUCUGACAGGACAUCACUUCAUGUGGCUGACUUCCUGUUCCACAACUGUAAUAACCUGGAUGCUCAGACUGUGAAGGGGAACACUGCUUUGCAUUACUGCUGUCAGCACAACAAAACCGAGUGCCUUAAACUUCUGCUCAGAGCCAAGGCCAACACACAUAUCAAGAAUGCUAAUGGAGAGAUGGGGCUGGACAUGGCUCGCAGACUGAAGCACACACUGUGUGAGGAGCUGAUCCAGCAGUCACAGAACAACCAGUUCAACAUGCACAUGCACGUGGAGUAUGAGUGGAGACUCCGGCAAGAUGACCUUUACGAGAGUGAUGACGACUUAGAUGACAAGAUGGGCCCAGUGAAGAAGGAGCGCUUCGGACGGCCGUUCAGCUUGUAUCACAGUAGCUCCGGCUCUCACGGUGGAGGAGGAAGUAGCGGAGGGGGGUUGCUCAACAUGGGUCGGAAGCUGGCCAUGGCCCGGGGAGAAAACCGGAAGGAUGUGUACGCCAGUCCCAACUCUCAGACACGCAGCGUCGACAGUCCCCCUCCACCACCCCCUUCAUCGCCCGCACCGCCACUGCCACCUCGAGUCAGAGCUCCAAACAUCCCCCCUCCUCCCCCUCCUAUGAGCUCACCUGAUGGCUGGACGUCCCAUGAAGUGAGCAGCAGUAAGAAACGAACCCCUCCUCCCCCUCUUAUCAUCCGACACAAGCGCACCUACUCUGAGCCCACCCCUCAGGUGCCCCCCAGCCCCCACUCGACACGGCAGGGACCAACAGAUUAUGCAGUACCUUCAGGUGCGAGAAGCUUCGGUGGUCCAGACUCCCCUUUCCAGAAGUGUGUCCCAGGGUCUCCCAAAUACACCACGUCCCCUCUCAACUCCUUAUCUGAGCUACCAGAACGAGCAGGAUUUCGAGCAGAUGGGGAGAGCAGCUCGUCUCACUUUCUGUACCAAACCCCACAGCCCAUCACCUCGGCCCUGUCCCCCACCUCCCUGGAGGCUAACGGCAGCUCCUCUUCCUCUGGCCACACUGCUCCUCACCCACUGCCCAGAAAAACUCUGACGAAGUCAAAGCUGAAGCGUGUUAAAGCCAUGUAUGACUGUGUGGCGGAUCAUCACGAUGAGCUCACCUUCAAUGAGGGUCAGGUUCUGGUGGUCCUCGGAGAGGAGGAUGCUGAUUGGUGGCAAGGCUACAUCGAGGGACAUCCAGACAGGAUGGGCUUAUUUCCAGCAUCGUUUGUCUCUGUGGUUGCUGAAUGAAGCUGGCCAACGGAGCUGAAAUCAUAGCACGGUCUACUCUACUGCCAAAGCACCCUGGGAAAUGAGGGGCUUGAAGUCUACCCACAGAACCAUCGGUAAUGAAGAAUCAGCAUAACAAAGCAGCACUUCACAGGACCGUCUGCAGCGCCAAGAGAGAUGGGAUAUGUGGAACACGUUGUGCUGUGCACAAAACUUCUCAUAGUUUGUGGUUGUACAGGCCCCUCAGAUAUGAGAAUCAUACCCUCCUCCGAUCCAUCCACAGACCGAUGCUCCAAAACUGCAUGUCAUGUUGAACUGAACUCAAAUCUGAGGAAUCAUAUAUGCCGGAUCAGUAUAAUGCUGAGAUUGUGCUGCUACUCAAAAAAUGGAAAACAGCUUAAAAGUACAAUCCUUUGCAACAGGGUAACUGUUUUAAAACAUAAUGAAUUCAGAAAGCGAAUUAUGAAUAUCCAGGUCAUAUUUCAACUACUUUUUAAAGAAAGUAUUUUUUCUACCAAGAAUUAGUUUUAUGACUAUUUGUUUCAACAUUUAAGCACAUUUCCCUCCAAAAUCUCAUUUAAAAAUAAAUAAAUAAUUAUAUUCUAAGUUUGAAAUCUUAUUCCCAGUACUGUAUUAAAUACUGUAAACAGCUGUUUUUUUUUUAAAGCAAGGAAUUUGUUGUAAUAAAACUGUAAUGGUCCUGAAA